Molecule: messenger RNA, 314 nt
Organism: Clunio marinus
Lineage: Eukaryota; Metazoa; Arthropoda; Insecta; Diptera; Chironomidae
Source: the annotation of a GenBank genome assembly
CGACAUGAUAGGAAAAAGUUUUCAAUCGAAUAUUCUGCAAAGAGAUGUUGGGUAGUGGUGGGAGAAAGCAAGUCAUUGAAAUCACAAUUGAUUAUUUUUAAUUGAUAAUUUGCACAGUAUACGUUUCAGAUUUUUGCAUUCAUUCUAAAUACGGUUGUGGUAUUGAAGGCAAAUAUUGUACCGUGGUUUAGAUGGUGGCGUCGUUCAAGAGAAAUUCAAUUGGUUUUACGGAACAACAACGCAGUUCGACAAGCUUGAAAAUGGAAAAUUUAAAUAAACAUGAAUAAACUUACAUCUUUAUCACCAAGUCUUUC